AUGGAGGUCAUUAGAGUUUUGUGUUAUCGGAAGCCGCUCUCAGGCGUCCUCCAACUGCUCCGAGUGAAACGAGAGCCUUCCGGAGGGCGACAGUUGUCCGGGCACUGCGCCAAAACUCUCAUUUGCUUCGGUGCAAAAGAACGCGAAUAUGACGGAUACGAGGAGAUUACAAAGAUCGACGAGCCGAAUCGUCGUGCGGUUUGGCGUUGGGCCAACGCCGCCGAGGACACUAGAGAGAGGGGACCAAUUGGUCAACAACGCAGGUACGAUCUCUAGAAAACGGUAGGGAUGAAGCGGAUUAGUUCAGGUUGGCCGCCGAUGGCCGGAACAACUUGUUUGAGAAGAGCGCUGUCAUCAACGCUUAA
Caenorhabditis auriculariae is the source of this 365-nucleotide messenger RNA. The record is from the annotation of a GenBank genome assembly. Lineage: Eukaryota; Metazoa; Nematoda; Chromadorea; Rhabditida; Rhabditidae.